Messenger RNA from Strongylocentrotus purpuratus (purple sea urchin), 7314 nucleotides. RefSeq lists its product as uncharacterized. Gene Ontology annotation, biological process: protein deubiquitination. Gene Ontology annotation, molecular function: cysteine-type deubiquitinase activity. Bases 1412 to 5791 code for a protein of 1459 amino acids. The record is from RefSeq and is a predicted model, not a curated record. The transcript is spliced from 16 exons. NCBI's taxonomy places the organism in Eukaryota, Metazoa, Echinodermata, Echinoidea, Camarodonta, Strongylocentrotidae.
UCAAAAUAUACACAAUCAAUUAUCGUCAAGUCGGCCGUCGGUGGGGUGCAAUCCUAUGUUCCGCCGGGUAUUCUGCUACACUACAGUGAUAAAUUCGACAUUUCAAACUUGAUGUUGAAUCAACUAAAGAAAAGGCCUCGUCAUGCCGUAGGAGAGGAAUUACAAGGAAGCUAAAGCAAUCACCCUGUGCAUUUAAGGCUGGUGUUCCAGAAUCUUCAACAACUUGCCGUUGUCAUGGUACCUUAAACAUCGACACGAGGAGGAGAGAGGGAGUCGGAUGCUAUAGGUGUUCUCACCGAAGCUUGGAAGUGAUUGAAACGACACUACUUGCCGUCAAUCUUAAACGUUGUUAAGGACGAGGGGGUGUUCAAACGUGAAGAGGAUACAUGCCAUUCCCACACAUUCUCAAUAGAAAUCACAUGAUCACUUUGCUCGUUGUCCAUGACACAGAAAAAGCAACCCACUUCUUUGAAAUUGAAUGAUAAAGAGUGGGAAUAAGGGCCACAGCAGAUACCCAUCGUUUCUAUUAUUACUGCCCACAAAACACAAUAUCAAAUCAAGAAUCUUAUCAAAACAAGUCGGCCGCUUCUCCAGCUCCGCAUAAAGGUCCAGAGGCAAACCGCGGCGUGUUUUUUCUGGAAGGAGGUCAAAGAAUAAUCCUUGGUGGAUGCGAUGGAAAUAAUAGAGGGAUAAUUUUGGAGUUGUAAUUGUGUGGUUUCAUUGGAAAAUGGGUUACCUUUGUGAUUUUCCCUGAACUGUGUUUGGUUGAUUAGAUUGAAAAUACACCAAGAAUGAUGUUGGAUUAAUAGUAAAGCGAUAUAGAGGAGCAACUGCUACAACUAAUCUUGCUUUCUAAAACCAAAGAGAACCAACAACCAACUGAUAGUCUUGUUACAUCAGAACUCUUUGUGUGAUUAAAUUGCAUUCUAACAGAGGAGCAUUGUACUGAAAAUAAACCUGGACGAUAGCUUAAUACAGAAAGUCUCAUGAAUAAUGGAUGAAGAAGGGGCUCCACUCUCUCAAGGAAUUUGACACACACCAUUGAAGAGGAUCGCUGCAAACAUGCUUCAAGUCAAGAGUAGAAUCCGGUGAAUUUGACAACUAAACUCUUCAGAUCACCAUCACUGCUCAUUUUUGGAACAGUGAACAUCACGCUUUGCCAUGGAUAAAAUCAACGUUCUCCUGUGAAUUUUAUGAAUAUUUCUUCUUUGCAACCAACAUCGCUGCAUUUACAUGUAGAAAGGCAACACAGAGAACUACAGCUACAUGUACAUACUCAUGCAACAUAUUUCUAGAAUGACUCAGAAGUUAUCAAAGUAAACAAUAGGAGAGAUUAUUUUGAUUAUGCCUUCGUCAAAUUCUUGAGAUUUUGAAAAAACAAAUUUGCUAGAGAUUUUCAUUGUCUAUCAUCAUGGCCGCUUGGGUGAAGGAAAACUUUAAUCGAGUCAGACCUCGUUCGCAGUCUUCGAGAAACAUUUUCAAACCUGGAAAUACAACGUCGGUCAUCUUCUCAAAGGGACUUCUGAACGCACCUGGAGAUAACAACUGCUUUCUGAACAGUGCUGUACAGGUGUUAUGGCAUCUGGAUGUAUUCAGGAGGAGUUUCCGUGAGAUGCAUGGCCAUGCCUGUAUGGGCACAUCUUGUAUCUUCUGUGCAUUAAAGGCGUUAUUCAUCCAGCUACAGCACAGUGAAGAGACUGCAUUACCGGCUGAUGCUCUGAGAAAAGCUCUUGCUACUGCUUUCAAGGAUCAGCUACGUUUUCAACUGGGAUGCAUGGAUGAUGCAGCAGAAUGCUUUGAAAACAUUCUGGUGCGGAUCCACUUUCAUCUAGCCCAUAACAUCAAGGAGGACCUAUGUGAUGCGAAACAUUGCAUCCCUCACCGCAAGUUUGCUAUGACACUUAUUGAACAUAGUAUUUGCAAAUGUGGUGCUACAUCAGAACCUUUUCCAUUCACCCAGAUGGUCCAUUAUGUAUCCAGCACGACCCUGUGUACUGAAGCUAGCAGGAUGAGGAAGGACAGAAUCUGGCCAAACACCGAUCAUUUUGGAGUCCUUCUGAGGAAAGCAGGUGCUAUCGGCGAUGUCAGGAAAUGUCCUAGUUCAUGUGGCAAGAAUAUCCACAUCAGGAGAAUACUCAUGAACUGUCCCGAUGUCGUGAGUAUUGGACUGAUCUGGGAUUCUGACAAGCCUGAUAUUGAUCAUAUAACAGAUGUCAUCUGUAAUCUGGGUACAACUAUUCAACUCAGAGAGCUCUUUGACGACACUGUGGACGAUAGGGCCAAGGCUAACAGCCUGUUCCUGGUCGGUCUUGUGACCUACUACGGCCGGCAUUACACCACAUUCUUCUACAACACCAACCUGAGAUACUGGGUAUACUUUGAUGAUGCUGUAGUCAAACAGGUUGGUCAUAACUGGUCUGAUGUCGUGGAUAGAUGUCGGAGAGGUCAUUUUCAGCCUCUGUUACUUCUGUACGCAUACCCUGAUGGCAAAGCAGUGUCAACGGUCACAGCCCCCAAGCGCAUAACUAUGCUCAAAGGAUAUGACAAAGAUGACAAGGAAAAUGGAGGACCACUUGUCCACCCAAACAAACCUGAGGAAUCACUAUUACUCAAGGUCCUCACCGAACCAGAAGAACCCAUCCCAAUCCAUCAUUACCAUGGUAACAGUAACAGUAGCACCAUGAGUGGACAGAGUGCAAGCUCCAAUGAUUCCCAGAAUACCUUGGUCUAUCAGCCAGUGGGGACAGUCCCUGAGUUCCAGGCAACGUCGGAGAUCAGGACGCCUCCAAAGGGUGAAUCCUCCAGGGACAGCAGGAGAAACGAAGCCAAUUGGACGAUCGGUAAUGACGGGUCUGUCGCAAAUGCAACCAGGGCUAGUUGGAUUCCAAAUUCCAUUGUCGAGAUAGGGCAUGAUGCCCUGAACUAUGUGCCUAUGAAGAAGCCUGGUGAAGGAAGCUAUGCCAUCUCUCAGUUUGCUCUACAAGGACACGAUGAAGCUGCGGACAGAGGAACUGGUUCCAAGACAAUGCCUAGAGUCCAGAAUGGAGGGAACCAGACCGAGAGACCUUCAUCUGCUAAGGAUUUAUCGUACGGUCAGAGGAUCCAGCCGAUGUCACCACAGCAGAGUCGAAGACCAUCUUCAGCACAGUCUAAGAUCAGUAGGCAAUCGGUUAGACAAGUUUCCUCUUCUGUUGUGAGUACAAAUGAUUCAGCCUCACAAAGGACAGAUACCGGCUCUCAGGGAGGAGCAAUGUACAAUGCCAAGACAGGAAUGAUCACUGGGCAUAAGGAAGCACAGUCUCCUCAACACGUGCCUCAACCUAGCCUCACCUUUGAGCCUUACGGUAACUUUGCAACCGAAGUUGAACGUGAACCUAUAGCACAGAGAAACAGGCAACUGAACAUCAAACCUCUGCAGGAAUUCAGUGUAAGACAGGGACCUCAAGACGCGGCUAUGAACCCAACUAAUGUUCUAGCUUCAAAUCAACAACCCCCAAAGACAAAUGUGGUCAGACAAGGAUCUUGGAAUAAUGGUUCUAGUGGACAACACUCCGGAGACCUAAUCCAGAGAACUUCCUCUGUGCAAAGAGCAAGUUCAUUGACUAUCAAACCUCUUGACAGAUAUCAAGAUUCCCAUAGUAGUAACCCUGAUUUGAAAUCUGAUGCGAAUCACUCAACAGGACUGAAUUCAAAUACAAGCUAUACAAGUUCCAAUGGUGGACAGUUUCCCAAGUAUUCAAGUGUGCCGGACCUGCAGCGGCAGAUGAAUCCUCAUGAUGAUAUACCUGGAAAACAGUUUUCAAGGACAAACCCUCCUGCAGGAGGAUCAAGGUCAUUGAAGCGUUCCCCCUCAUUAGAUCAGCCUGUAUCUGCUGGAGGUAUACUAGAUACGGCAAUCCGUAAUCGUGAACCAACUGCAACACAGAAUCAGAAUCAACAGCGUGAUGGACGUCACAUACCACUGAUGCGAUCAUCAUCUGUUACUCAAAAUCCUGAAGAUAAGCAAGCCAGGGCAAAGUACAACAUACAGAAUAAGUUCCUGACCCUACCAGGAAAGAAACAGGCUAAUCAGUUCAGACCGAGUAGUAAGCAGAGUUUGAUGAGUAGCAGCGGUGGGAUAGGGUACAGUUCUGCUCCACAAAGAGACAUGACGUACCAUCAGUCGUCCAGCACUGAGAACAGCUCACAAGGGACAUCUCACCAUGAAGGACUCACUAUGAGACAAACACCCGAGGUGCACGUCAGCAAGGGUUUAGACAUUGAUUCCAUCGCGAGCAGGGACUCUGGUUACAGGAGUCGAGACAGAUCAAGCGCAAGCUCUGGAAGUGUCUAUUCUCUGGACGGACAUGCUUCUGAUGUUCCACCACCAAGUGUAACAGCUUCAGUUUCCAGUAAUUCCCAUGAUAAAGAUAUCUCUAAGUAUGGACACGUGCACCAGGUCUUUGAUAAGAAUCAGCCAUCACCCAUGCAUCAUCAGACAAGUUACGGAGGCGAUGCUCAAAGACCACAAACGCCUACGAGACAACCUGGUCAGCAGUUCACACCUUCAGCAGCAGACAAAUCAGACCGAAGAACUCAAGGAUCUGAGGAUGUAGUCAUUGAAUUCAUGCAAGGUGUUGAAGAACAGUUACUCUCGUCCAAGAAGGCUGAAGAGGAAGGGGAUUUGGCAAUAGCACUUGGUCUCUGCACAGCCGCAGCUUCGACGUUAAAGAUUGCGUUGCGCCAAGAUGGCUUGAAAGACCAGACCAAGCUCUUCCUGCAGACCAAAUACAAUACGACCGUGCUGAAAUCACGAGGGUUACAUCGUCGAUUGACCUUACUUAGAAGAUCAGAAGGGGACAGAAACAUCCACAACAAGCUCACUCCACCUGCACCUCCAAAGCCAGACUAUUCAAGAGGCCAACCAAUUGUGAGGAGAGAUAGCAGGGAAGAAAUACAGCGACAAGAGCAGGACUCGAUGCAGCAGAUAGCGCUCUUGAAGAAGCGAGUGGAAGACCUAUCAUCGGUACAGGACACCAGCAGACUGUAUGGACAGAAGAGUUCUACCGAACAGACAGAUUCGUCAAGGAGCGGCUAUCAACCUCGGCAGUAUCAGAGCGUCCCAUCAUCACCUUCCCUGCAGCGGACUAGAACAGGUGGCAAUCAGACCAUACAGUAUGGAUCAGCUACCAGUAUGACAUCAGGCGCUCCAGUGGGACAUGGACACAGUCGGGUCCAGCAUGACCCUUCUAAUGGACAGGGACGGGUAACCCAAGGACACGGUGUACCUCAGGGAUCCUCCUUGGGACCAUCAGGACACCAAACCUCUGCUCCUCCUGUGCAUAAAGACUGGACCCAAUCACAGGUUGGCUAUACGUCGGGUUACGCUACCGUGGGGCGGAGUUCCACGCCCCUUGGUUUCACGUCCACAUCACGCCCGGCAGAGGUCAGCAGCUCACGGUACCGAUCGCAAACCCCCACCCCGUACCUGGGAUCAACGAAACCCUCGUCGGGCUACGCUGGACAUCACAUCCACACAACAGGGAACCGUAAUAACAAUGCUAUCACCCAACAGAACGGGAGAGACUCAGCCAGAGUGUACCAGAACACGGCAAGUGAGACACAACAGAGGAACUAUAACCAAGAUUGGGUCCAAAGGGAACAACCAAGACAUGGAUUGGGAAAACUUACGAUGUCUGAUACCACGACGUUCAUCAAGUAUAACAGUGCUGUACCCAAGCAGAGAGGUGUAAAUGGAUCCAGUGCAUACCCCGAGCGUGACAAUGGAGACAAUCUCAUUGACCUGUUAUAACUACAUGUAUAAGACUAUUCUCACUACGUGUAUAAGACCAUUCUCACUACAUGUAUAAGACCAUUCUCACUACAUGUAUAAGACUAUUCUCACUACAUGUAUAAGACCAUUCUCACUACAUGUAUAAGACCAUUCUCACUACAUGUAUAAGACUAUUCUCACUACAUGUAUAAGACAAUUCUCACUACAUGUAUAAGACCAUUCUCACUACAUGUAUAACACUAUUCUCACUACAUGUAUAAGACUAUCCUCACUACAUGUAUAAGACUAUUCUCACUACAUGUAUAAGACUAUUCUCACAAGUCAUCAUGGUUAUUUGUAAUAACAAUACAUAAAGCAUUUUCAAGUUAUAACAGUUAUUCAGAUUUAUACACAUUAACUUAGCAAUGAGCUGUUACAUUCACCUGUAGAAUUUGGCUUUUGACAAGGGUGACUUGAAGAAUUUGCUAUUGGGGGAGAGGGGGGAUGUUUUUUAUCCGACGUCAAUGAAAGGGAGCUCCAGAUCGGGAUGGUUUGGGGGUAGAGUCGAGUAGGGGUAGCAGUCUUUGUUGGUCUGGACAGUGUUGUAGUUCAAGGGCGGGUUUUGCCGAGUUGUCUAAAUGUCUCAAAUAAUGAAUAAUGAAUAAUUUUGAAAUUAUUCAUUGUUGUAGAUUGAUGAUUGACUUGCAGGGAAGAAAAUCCAAUCCUAAUACAUAUUUGCAGUGAGAGAAAGCAAAAGAAUCUCCUGACUAAUAUAAUUUUUUUUUAAUAUGGAAACUAAAAUCAUUGUAAAAAUAUGAAAUCCAUUGUGCUUUAAAGGAAUGAAUGGAAGACGGAGUAAUGGCAAUACUUGGUAUCCAAUAGUGUUCCCAAGCUACCAGGUACUAAGUAUCACAAAUAUGAAUAUAGAGCCUUAAAACAUAUUGCAUAGUUGUAGUUUAAAUAUUUGAAAAAUACCAAUGUUACACAUCUUUGUUGUGUAAAUAAUUUACGUAAAUGGUGAAAAAAAUUGUAAAUAGUGAGUGUAUUCAGAGCUUGUAUAGCACUAUUUACUAUAAAAGUUUGGAAAGUGUACAGAGAAAUAUGUGUGCAACUCUUAUUUUUGUAUAAAGAAGUUUACGAGUGAAUGUAUGUAUAUACUAUGGUUAGUUCAUGUCAAAAUUUAUCAAAACAAAUGAUUAAUAUAAGAAACAGUGUAUAUGGAAGAAGAAAUAUUUAUCUUUUGUAUUAAAGAAGAAACACCAAAGGGCAGUCUAAAAUGAAUAUGAGAAUGAGGGAUUUAACAAGAAUAUCGAAAAGAAAUUGACAUCAAAGUGGCAUUUAACUAGCUUGAUGCUAAGGCAUACAAGCAGCGAAGUUUGGGCAUUUUAAGUCAAUUUCUAUGAUAACUCUCUGACUAUUAUGAAGGACAUAAGCAUGAGAGAACUUGCUGGUUUUGAUGGAAAGCUGGAGUUGUACCAAAAUAGAAUUGUAUUCAAAGGAUUGAUAUUCAUCCUGGACUAGCCCUUUGCUUUGUCUUGUAUAUUGUCUGUUUGGAACCAGAA